GCGCAGCCCGCCGGCCGCCGGCAGCGCCAGUCAGCGCAGUGCAAGCGACGCGGACACACGUCACGCGCGCUCCGAGUCUGCAGCAGUGAAUGAGUGAAGUAUCCCAGCAUGCUGCACGAGACAUGGCCCCAUGCGUGGCAUAAGACGGAAUCCUUCGAGCUGGACGCGCUUUUUGCAGAGGUCAACAACAAUUGCCUGAAAGAAGGCGAGGCGGAGUGCGGCGCGGAGGGCAGCGGCGGCGACGCGGAGAGCCCGCCCCCCCUGCCGGCGUUCGGCUACGCCCCCGGCGCGCUGUCGCCGUCCCACUCGCGCAGCUACCAGGAGCUGCGGCCGGCACACGCGCGCGACAUGCAGGCCUACGCGCACCUCGAGGAGGUGUUCAAGCCGGGCGGCGGCUCCACGGACGGCGCCUACCUGCGCCGCAGCAGCCCCGACCUCAGCCCGUCGCCCGAGCGCCGCGACGACUUCCGCGCGCACUACGAGUACGCGCCCGCGCCGCCGCCCUACUCGCACGACCACCACCACCACGUCGACGGAGGAGGCGGCGGAGGAGGGGGUGGCGCAGUGUACUCGCGCUGCGCGUACGCAGGCGGCUCGCCCUACUUCGGCAACGGCACGGAGAUCAGCACACAACCUCAGAUUUGGCCGUCCAGUGCAGGCGGGUCGCCCAGCUACGGCGGCGGCGUGGUGCUGGGCGAGGAGUACGCGGAGGCGGCUGGCGCGGAGGGCGCGGGCGGCGCGGGGGGCGGCGGGGGCGCGGGCGGCUCGCUGCCGGCCUUCAGCGCGCGCUUCGGCGGCGCCUUCGCGUGCGCCACCUCGCGCCCCAACACCGUGUACGGCGCCGCGCCGCCCUACUCGCACCAGGAAGUGUGGAACCUUGAGAGCAAUCGCCGACCGCAAAUGUCAGCGGCUGCCAGUCUUUCUGCCAUCGAAAUGGCGGAGUUUUUCACGGAGGGGCGCGAGUGCGUGAACUGCGGCGCCAUCCACACGCCGCUGUGGCGUCGCGACGGCACCGGCCACUACCUGUGCAACGCGUGCGGCCUCUACAACAAGAUGAACGGCAUGAACCGGCCGCUGAAGCAGCCGCGGCGGCUGGUACGUCAGCGCCUGGCCGCGGCCCACGCGCCCCCGCACGACAUGGGCACGAAGCGGCCGGGAAUGUCGUGCACCAACUGCCAGACCACGACGACGUCGCUGUGGCGGCGCAACUCGCUGGGCGAGACCGUGUGCAACGCGUGCGGCCUCUACUACAAGCUGCACAACAUCAACCGCCCGCUCGCCAUGAAGAAGGACUCCAUACAGACGAGAAAGAGGAAGCCAAAAAAUAGUAUAAAAGCAGAACGAAGUAUCAAGGCGUCCGUGCAGCGCGCCGUCACGUCUUCGGGCGUGAAGAUCGAGAACCUAUUGGACAGCGGCGCGGCGGCCGGCAGCGGCGCGCGCUCGCCGCUCUCGCUCAACUACUACGUGCAGCACGCGCUCAAGGUGGAGGAGCCGCCGCCCGCGCACUCGGCGCACGCCGCGCACGCGCCGCACGCCUCGCACGUGACGCACGCCGCGCACGCGCAGCACGCGCACGCGCCGCACGCGCUCUACGACGAGGAGUACCGGCGCGCGGCCGACGAGCGCCUGGAGCGGCCCACCGUCGUGUCCAUGGGCAGCUGAGCCGCGGCGCCGCCCGACCACAUAACCUUAUAGAAUCUCAGUUGUUUAGAUACCUAGUUAGUGCCUAGAUGAUAGUGAGCGCGAUGACUCGCUAGUUGACCAAAUAGCACCCUGUACAUAUAAGCCGCAGCGCACUCGCGCGACCACUCCUGGUGUCGUACGAUUCGCACGUGUGCUGUAGUGAGCUGUUUUUAAUCGUGUGUUCCCACUGUUACCAAAUAAUAAUUAUGUAUAAUAAGCGAUGAGACUGUAUAAUGAAUCAUUCCUAAAGCAUUGCAUUCCUAGGUAGAUAGCUUAAUGUUUCUUUUAAAGUAAGCUAUGUCGCCGCAAAGAGGCUGUUUUGAAUGUAACACAGCUAAUUUUAUUUUAUGUUGAACGAUAAAGUUUAUAUUUUUAUAAAAUAAUCAAUUUUUAGUAAUGGCGUAUACUGGAAUCCGAUGAAUAGAUUUUUUUUUUUCAAAAUAUUAUGGACUUGGUUUGAAUAGGAGGCACGCGUCGCCUGAGCGACGGGUGGUGAGCGUCGCUCUAGUGUUAGUAUAAGUACAUUAGUAAAGAUAUUUUUGUUGACUCCAUGACUUCUAAAAGCAUUCCAAGAAUGAAUCCAAGUAGCGUAGUGAGUGUAGUGCGGUGACACCGGCGCGCCUGCACUGCUGACUACUGCAACAUCAGCAGUGCAGAGCGAGGUCGCGUGGCUCGUGGCUCAUCUGCAGCCACUACCUGCAUCAUGUACGCUCUAUGAACGCAUAGAUCUGAGGUACCUCUCUAUUGCAUAAAUCCGAAUUAUAUUAUUUUAAUUUUAAUAAGAAUUAAUUAGUUAUAUGUAAUUAUGUUAUUUUUUAUAUAAUGUCGACUAUUGUUGCAUGUUCAUUGAAAGUAAUAUAUAAUAAUAAUAAUGUGAAUAGAGUAUAAUAGGGUGGAGUGGGUAACCGCCGGCGAGUGCUGGCGGCGAGUAGAUCUGAUGCCUUGUCGCCAAAUAUAUUGCAUACAAAUGUAAGUAUAGAUACGUGAUGUUAUAAAUAUUUAUGUGUUAUGUGGCGCGUCCUGCGAGGCGUUCCUCUAGUAUAUACAUGUACUGUAUUGUGUAAAUAUUACAUAAGCGAUCAGAUUGAAGAACGCCUUGAAUUAAAGGUACUUUGAAGCUCAA
Messenger RNA from Helicoverpa armigera (cotton bollworm), 2806 nucleotides. RefSeq names its product transcription factor BCFI (gene Gata-beta). NCBI's taxonomy places the organism in Eukaryota, Metazoa, Arthropoda, Insecta, Lepidoptera, Noctuidae. The record is from RefSeq and is a predicted model, not a curated record. Bases 109 to 1662 code for a protein of 517 amino acids. Gene Ontology annotation, biological process: positive regulation of transcription by RNA polymerase II; cell fate commitment; negative regulation of transcription by RNA polymerase II. Gene Ontology annotation, molecular function: RNA polymerase II cis-regulatory region sequence-specific DNA binding; zinc ion binding; DNA-binding transcription factor activity, RNA polymerase II-specific. The transcript has 9 exons.